AUGUUUACUCUCGCUGAGAGGAGCGACAUCCAGCAACAGGUCAGAAUCCAGGUAAACCGCUUCAGGAAGGGAGAGGAUGCACGUCGGCAGGAGCAGUCUACACAAUCAGGGUCAGGUGCAGUAGCAGCUGCUGGUCCCGCACCAAAGAGGAGAGCACUGGCGGAGUUUGAGGACGCGUGGGAAAAUGUCAGAGUGGACAACGAAGAUACUGAUGAAAUCCAGGUCUACCUCAGCCUCAACCCCACCAUGGAAGCUGAUGGAAGGGAUCUGCUGAGCUGGUGGAAGCAACACGAGACCACAUUGCCGUUACUGGCACGUCUGGCCCGCAUGGUCUUCAGUGUCCCGGCCAGCAGCAGCAGCAGCGAGCGUGCUUUUAGCGCAGCUGGAAGAGUCAUAGAGGAAAGGAGGACUGGACUUGCCCCUGAAACGGUGGAUGCAGUCCUUUUUCUGCACGAUGCCAAAUAG
Molecule: messenger RNA, 465 nt
Organism: Knipowitschia caucasica
Lineage: Eukaryota; Metazoa; Chordata; Actinopteri; Gobiiformes; Gobiidae
Source: the annotation of a GenBank genome assembly